AUGACGAUGACGACGACUGCGACGUGGCUGGCUUUCCCAGCUCGAGGUGCUCAGUUAGUUGGAAUAGAGACGUCCGCCAUGCCCCAUCGACUGCGACAGAACCUGCUGUUGCCCAAUCCGCCCACGGUGGUCAUGCACGAUCCUCGCACCCACCUGCGGCACCUGCCGCCCGCCUACAGUGCCGCCCAGACUCCGCUGAGCAGGGAACGGGACUUUGGGCCGCAGGUGCGUUACCACCUGGAGGCGCCUCGCAAGUCCAAGUUCCGACCCUGCAAGGUCAUCUUCGUGGGCGACUGCUCCGUGGGCAAGACGGCCAUCGUCAAUCGAUUUUGCUACGACAAAUUCCAGUCGAACUACAAGGCCACCAUUGGCGUGGACUUCGAGCUGGAGAACUUCAGCAUUUUGGGUCACAACUAUAGUCUAGAAAUGUGGGACACUGCUGGUCAGGAGCGUUUCAGGUGCAUCGCAGGAGCCUAUUAUCGCAAUGCAAGUGUGAUUGUGGUUACAUACGACAUGUCGAAGAAGGAUUCGCUGGAGUCGGCCAAAAAGUGGCUGAGCAGCGCACUCAACUACAAUGCAAGCAGGCGACCCUUGGUUUUCCUGGUGGGCACAAAGGCAGAUCUCUUGACAAAGGAGGAGUUCGUACGCAUGGAACGACUGGCAGGAGUGGCAGCCGCCGAGCUUCAGGCGGAAUAUUGGUCCGUUUCAGCGCGCUCUGGCUUCAAAGUCACAGAGCUUUUUCAAAGGAUCGCUGGCCUGGCGUUUGAAGAAGCUGCAAUGCAGGAAAUUAAGUCAAUUAAGAGUAAACCUCAGGAACCGGCCACACGCGCAUCUGUUAAAUCGCAAACUUUUGAUUUACGUAACUUUUUUGGUAGCCGCCUCUCGCCACAGAAAAGUGGCUGUGCUUGCUAGACCGCAGUUAGCACAACUUAUAUACUUAGUUUAACAUAAGGCAUACAAUAAAACGUUU
This is a messenger RNA of Drosophila santomea, 970 nucleotides long. RefSeq names its product ras-related protein Rab-34 (gene RabX5). The transcript is spliced from 6 exons. The record is from RefSeq and is a predicted model, not a curated record. NCBI's taxonomy places the organism in Eukaryota, Metazoa, Arthropoda, Insecta, Diptera, Drosophilidae. Bases 1 to 912 code for a protein of 303 amino acids. Gene Ontology annotation, molecular function: GTP binding; GTPase activity.